Eremothecium gossypii ATCC 10895 is the source of this 510-nucleotide messenger RNA. RefSeq names its product Hsp20/alpha crystallin family protein. The coding region runs from base 1 to 510 and encodes 169 amino acids. The record is from RefSeq and is marked provisional. Lineage: Eukaryota; Fungi; Ascomycota; Saccharomycetes; Saccharomycetales; Saccharomycetaceae. The transcript has a single exon.
AUGUCCUUUCGUUUACCAUAUUUUGGCUUUUUUGAUGCAGUUAAUACAGGGAGACCCACAGCCAACAGUCGCUCAGGUGUACACAAAGCUGAGAGUGUGGCAGCUAGUUCAGAAUACAAGCUCUCGCGCGCAAAUUCUGACGUUCUUCCCUCAUUAUUAAUUUUGGAGCGUUCGGACGCCUAUGAGAUCCACAUCAGAGUUCCUGGCGUAAUGUCUCAAGACCACAUAGAUAUUGCCCUGCAUCGAGACAUGAAUGAUGCAGUUCUUUCUAUUGUCGUGCCAGCCAUUAAUACGGAUGAGAAUACAGACGCGUGGACUACUGGAGAACCCACAAACCCGGAGUUUCGGCGAACAAUCAGGCUCCCUACAAAGGUGGGCACUGGUUUAGGCCAAGUAACUGCUACUUACGAUGAUGAAGUAUUGACUUUGAAGUUCCAAAAACUCGAAGUCUCUCCUAAUACCGUUGCCGUACACAGAAUAAGAAUAGACGCAAGUUCUCAAACUAGAUGA